CUUCUCACCAGAUGGAACUACUUUAGCAUCUGCCAGUUAUGAUAGGUCAAUAUUUUAUGGGAUAUUAAGACAAGAAAAUAAAAGGCCAAAUUAGAUGGUCAUACUAAUUCUGUCCAAUCAGUAUGCUUUUCACCAGAUGGAAUUACUUUAGCAUCUGGUAGUGACGAUAA
Messenger RNA from Paramecium sonneborni, 170 nucleotides. Lineage: Eukaryota; Ciliophora; Oligohymenophorea; Peniculida; Parameciidae. The record is from the annotation of a GenBank genome assembly.